Messenger RNA from Rotaria sp. Silwood2, 300 nucleotides. Lineage: Eukaryota; Metazoa; Rotifera; Eurotatoria; Philodinida; Philodinidae. The record is from the annotation of a GenBank genome assembly.
AUGUCUUUAGUAUAUGAUAUCAUAAUAAUUGGUGGUAGUAUUGUAGGAUUAGAAGUUUCUCGUCAGUUGACAUUAAACAGUUAUAAAAAUGUACUAUUAUUAGAAAACUCUUCACAAAUAAUAACUGGAGCAAGUUCUGGUAAUAGUGGAAUAUUGCAUACAGGAUUUGAUACAGUACAUGGAACUUUAGAAUCAAAAUUAGUUAAGCAUGAAUAUGAAUUAUACCAAUCAUUUGCUCAAGAUAUUCCGUUACCAAUUAAAAAAAAUUGGUGCUUAUAUUGUUGCAUGGAAAUCGGAUGA